Peronospora matthiolae is the source of this 513-nucleotide messenger RNA. Lineage: Eukaryota; Oomycota; Peronosporomycetes; Peronosporales; Peronosporaceae. The record is from the annotation of a GenBank genome assembly.
AUGGGAAUGCAGGCGAAGAUACCGGUGAUGACUGGAUUGCCAGCUGCACGAAAGGAACAUGUCGAUCAUUUCAUUGACACCUUGGACGACCCCGAUCUGUCCAAUCAAUUGCUACUGCUGAAUGUGGAAGAUGCGGAUGCCAUGCAAAAGACACUGCAUGGGUAUCAACAAGGGAGAUCGCGUCAAAGGAAAGUGAUGAUUGGAUCGUCCAAGUUCAGGCUGAAGGGAAUUCCGGGUCCAGCGUUUUCUAAGCCUGCACGAGCGGUGAGGAUGGUCCGUACCGAGGAAGUCAGCAGCGAGUCAGGAUCGGACACCUGCGGAUCGGAUUUGGAAGAUCGAUUGAGAUCGAUCCAUCUGGCUGCUACUACGGAUCGACCUGUAUCCCGUAUUGACGUUGCAGCAAACGCGAGAUCGUCCGACCUGAACACUCGUCAAGAUCAUCAAGAUCGCAAUAUGCCAUCGAAGCCGUGUACUCAUUGCGGAUCGACCAAGCAUGGAGAUCUCGGUUGCUGA